Molecule: messenger RNA, 297 nt
Organism: Peniophora sp. CBMAI 1063
Lineage: Eukaryota; Fungi; Basidiomycota; Agaricomycetes; Russulales; Peniophoraceae
Source: the annotation of a GenBank genome assembly
AUGAUCUUCACGCGCCUCUCUAUCAUUUCUGUUACUGUCUCCGCAUUCGUCGCCGCGUCAGCUCUGGACCUACCUUACCACGACUCAACCUACGACAUCGACAAGCGGGACCCCGCCGUCUUCCCACAGCACUCCCCAGGGAAUGGCUACGAGUACUACUCCUCAUACGAUUUUGGCUACGGGUACAUGACCACCGCGCAGUCAAGCCCGCAAAGUACGCGAGCGGCGACAGCGCAGGUCGCUGGAGUCACAGGUCGAAGCCAGGACCAUCCGCGCCCCCGAGCGAGGUUCCACUGA